UGUGAUCAUUGUGUCUAAACGGGAAUAAGUUUACCCAUGAUCCUCUGCGCGGGGAGUCUGCGGCUCAUUCAAAAAUGGAGGAAGAUGUUAGAAAGUCAGAAAGUGAGCGUUGUCAGUCAUCUCUUCCUCAGACGUCUGACCAGCAAACCACAAGCGAAACCAGCGGUCAAGACCCAGAAGCUGACCAAGAUGAUAUCCAAACUAAACUGGACAUCAGUUCGGAUAAGUUUGACCCUCUUCUUGCACUGUAUUCCCCACAAGUGCCACUGCCAUUCCCCAAAAUCAAGUGCUUUAACAACAUAGCAGAAUACGAGAGCUUCAUGAAAGGCGGUCGAGGCAGAGCCAAGCCCGAAAAUGUGGAGAAACGGCUCAGGAAAGCACAGAAAGGCAAAGUAGACCCGGAGAGGAUAGAAAGAUUGAAGAAACUCAUGGUGAACAACCCGGUGGAGGAGGGAGAAGGAAGCGGAGUGAAGCGACCUCCGCGACAGCGCAAGACCGCAAAAAAUGUGCUCACGAGAAUGCCACUGCAUGGAGGCAGUCCAUUAGGAGUACUCAACAGAUGUGUCCAGGAGAAAAUCAGGGUCAAAGUUCACAUACGAACCUUUAAAGGGCUCAGAGGAGUGUGUUCUGGAUUUGUGGUGGCAUUUGAUAAGUUCUGGAACCUGGCAAUGGUAGACGUGGAUGAAACAUACAGGGACCCUCUGCUGGGAGAGGCACUUUACCAUGAGAAAGCACUGACUAUCACAAGGCUGUUUGAAAAGCUGAAAGUGCAAGAGACUGCGGCUCUUGCUGCGGUGGAGAAAAAGGAAGCGGAGACCUUGUCGGGCUCAGAUCCUCACGGUAGAUUACCUCAAUGUUACGAAGAUGCAAACAAAAGGCGUACUGACCCUAGACAAACCCAGACAAGUUCCACAGUCUUGGAAAAAGAUCUGUUAGCUAAAAGAACCUCAAAAGUCCAGCAAACUGAAAUAAAACGUAAGGUGGAAUACGGAAGAGUUCAGACACGUCAUGUCAAUCAACUAUUUAUACGAGGAGAAAAUGUUCUUCUUGUAAACAUGCAACAGGACUGAAAUAUUGGUCGACACUGUAGUGAUCAUCUGGAAAAGAUUUGCUGUGAGUUCUAUUAGUGUAUCAUAUUGAUAUUUAAGUGAGCAAGUGGAAAAAAUACAUUUGAAUAAAAUGAACUGGUUGUUUUUUAGGUUGUCGUCGACUUUUUUUUCAUUAAAUCACCACUAGGGGGAAGCAGUACACCAUUAAAGCGUGCAGGGGAACAUUGUGUUUGUAAAUGAUUUCAAAUAUUCAAUUCCCUAUAUGCGAAAAUGGCAUAAAUCUUUGUCUUGU
Triplophysa dalaica is the source of this 1341-nucleotide messenger RNA. It is a transcript of the gene lsm11, whose product is annotated as LSM11, U7 small nuclear RNA associated. The transcript has 4 exons. Gene Ontology annotation, cellular component: U7 snRNP. Gene Ontology annotation, molecular function: U7 snRNA binding. The record is from RefSeq and is a predicted model, not a curated record. Bases 75 to 1070 code for a protein of 331 amino acids. Gene Ontology annotation, biological process: mRNA 3'-end processing by stem-loop binding and cleavage. Lineage: Eukaryota; Metazoa; Chordata; Actinopteri; Cypriniformes; Nemacheilidae.